Messenger RNA from Helianthus annuus (common sunflower), 816 nucleotides. RefSeq lists its product as uncharacterized. The transcript has 4 exons. The coding region runs from base 1 to 816 and encodes 271 amino acids. The record is from RefSeq and is a predicted model, not a curated record. NCBI's taxonomy places the organism in Eukaryota, Viridiplantae, Streptophyta, Magnoliopsida, Asterales, Asteraceae.
AUGGAGAUUGCUCGGUGGUUUUAUGACGCGGGUAUUCCUUUUCACGGGGCCACCUAUGAUAGCUUUCAUAUUAUGUUGGAAGCUGUGGCACAGUUUGGUCCGGGAUUUCGAGUACCUACUAUGUACGAAUUGAGGGUGCCUUUACUUACAAAAGAAGUAGAGGACACUAAAUUGGAGAUUGAUAAUCACAAAAAGGAAUGGGCUGCCAAAGGAUGUUCUAUUUUAUCAGAUGGAUGGCGUGAUUCGACUGUCCAAAAAGAUAUUAUCAACUUCUUGGUUAAUUCUCCUAAAGGGUCGGUGUUUGUGAAGUCGAUAGAUGUAUCAGAGAUCACGAAGGAUGCUGAUCAGUUGUUGGGGAUGCUUGAAGAAAUGGUGGAUGAAGUAGGAGAGGAAAACGUGGUAAUUCAUGAUGUUUUAGUGCAGAAUUCAUGCAAAUUCAUGCAGUUAGUGCAGAAUUCGUGUUUUAGUGCAGAAUUCAUGCAGUUAGUGCAGAAUUCAUGCUGUUUAUUGAGAUAUUUAUAUGGUUUAUUGGAUAUAGGAAAGAUUCCAAAGAUCAAGGAGUGUUUGAAAAAUGAAAUGUUCGCGAAUGCCUUUACAUAUAAUCAUACUAAACUUGUGAAUCUGAUGAGAAGAUUCACGAAUCAAAGAAAUUUGCAUAGGCCCGCAAUGACACGAUUUGCAACAUCAUUCAUCACUUUUGCGCAAAUGCACAAGCAAAAGAACAAUUUGCUAAAGAUGGUCCUGUUCGAUGAAUGGAGGGGUAGCAAAUGGGCGAAGGAAGCGGGUGGGAGGAAAGUAGCAUCUACCUUUCAAUAA